AGAAGUUGAAAUUUAGUGAAAGUCAACUAAUCUAAUUACUAUAUAAUUAAGUUGAGAAAAGUGGGUUUUCAAAGAAAAGUUACUCUUUGUUUAAUUUAAUCUUAGACCAAAUUAAACUCAUUAAUCCUGUGUUUUUGAAGCAAAAAAUAUGAGAAAAUCUGGCUUAAAUUGGUCUUUUGCAAACAAUAGUGCUGCUGCUUAUUCCCAAUUUCUUUCUUCUAAGUCUGCCCAACAACAUGGAGGAACUCUCAAUCAAUACCCUCCUGGAUUUUCUCAGAGAAGCUUAGAUUUGGAGAAGCAAUAUCUUCCUCAUGCUCAUCCAUGGCAAGCAAAUGAUGCCCAAAAAACUCCCCAAUCAAAGCAAAUGGUGUCUUCUGCUAUAAAAACUUCUGUUGUUUCAUCUAAUUUGACAACAAAUCCAUCAAAUAAUGUCUCUUCUUCUAUCUCACUUGUUCCUGUUCCACCUUCAAAUAGUGGUCCUGUUGUUGGUUCAACUGAUCUCAAGAGUUCUCCGAGUAUCUCUGUGGGAACCUGUCAGUUGACUCUCUUUUAUAAUGGAUCAGUUUGUGUCUAUGAUAAUGUAUCUCCUGAAAAAGCUCAAGCCAUAAUGUUACUAGCCGGAAAUGGUGAAUCGAGGAACUCGACUGCCUCACCGGCCGCUUCAUCACUUCCGUCGCUACCUAAAGUUCCGCCAACAAUGCUAAGACCAUUGCCAGCAAAAGACACUACUGUUCCAAAUCUUUCUGUCGGACUUUCGAGCCCAAUUUCCUUGCUCGCACCUUUGCCUGUACCUGUUAGUGCACUGCAUGCACCAGCAAUUAGUGCUCAGAUUCAGCCUGUGGGGUUCUCAAGCUUGGUUUCUGCAGGAGCAUCCACUUCUGCAGUUGAAGUAAACCCAACCAAAUCAGUUGUUAAUCAUGUAAAAUGUUCUGAUCCUCCAAAAUCAGAUGCACCUCAAGUAAAAUCAAUUCCAAAAGGCUCAGCUGUGCCUCAAUCACGGAAAGCAUCUAUUGUAAGAUUCUUGGAGAAACGAAAAGAGAGGACAAUCGGUACAUUUCCUUAUGCAAUCAGCAAGAACACUUCUGAACGCAAUGGAGGAUCGACGUUUUUGGCGAAUUCUACGUCUUCAAGUCUUCUACCAGCUAGAAAUUGAUAGAAAUAUUUACGGUGCUAUUUCUCAUUAAUGAAAUUAAUAGGAAUCAGAGAUAUAUAGUUGAUGAAUUCUGGCAAUGUGACUGUUGUCAGGAUGAUCAUGUUCAUUCAACCUUAGAUAUGAUGUUUUGUACAUCUAUUUUAUUCCUUUUGACUUAAUUAUUGCAAUUAUUAUAAAAUGUAUGUAUUCUGUUCUACUUUUACUCAUUUUUUUCAAAAAAAACCACACAAAUAGAGAAAUAUUACUUUUAUGUGUAAAGUUCUAAAUUGGAUAUUAAGUAGCUCU
Amaranthus tricolor (Joseph's coat) is the source of this 1438-nucleotide messenger RNA. RefSeq names its product protein TIFY 6B-like. Gene Ontology annotation, biological process: regulation of defense response; regulation of jasmonic acid mediated signaling pathway; response to wounding. The record is from RefSeq and is a predicted model, not a curated record. Bases 149 to 1153 code for a protein of 334 amino acids. The transcript has 6 exons. NCBI's taxonomy places the organism in Eukaryota, Viridiplantae, Streptophyta, Magnoliopsida, Caryophyllales, Amaranthaceae. Gene Ontology annotation, cellular component: nucleus.